CAUCAUGCCGGUUUGAUGGGUGGAUGUGGGAAACAGUGGGUGCUGCUUGAUUCUCACUUCUCCUUCUCUCCUUGCCCCCAAGUGGUGCUUAUCGGGGACUCAGGUGUGGGCAAGAGUAACCUGCUGUCACGCUUCACCAGAAACGAGUUCAACCUAGAGAGCAAGAGCACCAUUGGUGUGGAGUUCGCCACUCGCAGCAUUCAGGUGGAUGGAAAGACUAUCAAGGCUCAGAUCUGGGAUACUGCCGGCCAGGAGCGCUACCGUGCCAUUACCUCUGCGUACUACCGUGGUGCAGUGGGUGCACUGCUGGUGUAUGACAUUGCCAAGCACUUGACAUAUGAGAAUGUGGAGCGUUGGCUGAAGGAGCUGCGGGAUCAUGCAGACAGCAACAUCAUCAUCAUGCUGGUGGGCAACAAAAGUGACCUGCGCCACCUGCGGGCUGUGCCCACUGAUGAGGCCCGUGCCUUUGCAGAAAAGAACAACUUGUCCUUCAUUGAGACCUCAGCCUUGGAUUCCACUAAUGUAGAAGAAGCAUUUAAGAACAUCCUCACAGAAAUCUACCGCAUUGUGUCACAGAAGCAAAUUGCUGACCGUGCGGCCCACGAUGAGUCCCCUGGCAACAAUGUGGUGGACAUCAGUGUGCCACCUACCACCGAUGGACAGAAACCCAAUAAGCUGCAGUGCUGCCAGAACCUGUGACCUGCGCCUCCACCCAGCGUGCGUGCACGUCCUCGGUCCUUGGCCAGCCCUUCCAGUGUCCUCCCGGCCCCUCCCUUGUCCCUUUAGGACAGGCUGCUCCCACCAUCCAAGUGAGCUCCUCCUACCAGCCCACUGGCCCAAGAGGAGCAGGAGUCAAGUGGCCUCUCCUGUCCUGCCUGCUCGAGAGAAGCUAGAAGCCCCUUGCUUAUGUACCUGCUCUUGGGUAUCAUGGGCAUCUUGACAGGGUGGGGAGGUUGGUAGGAUGGACAGGGCCAGCCAGAGGUGAGGAAGAUGAGUGGAAGGACCCAGCUUCUCCUGUUUUUCGUGGUGGACUCCAGGGAGCAAUCACCUUCUUCCCUCUCUGGCCAUUUGACCCAGCUGGCCCUGCAUCCCCACACCAAACCCUCUGAGCUGAUACCCGAAGAGCCAGGCAUUAGGGGCUGGGCAGGUGGACACUCCUGCCUACACCACCAUAGCCAGCGCCAGCAUGGCUGCCAGCAUUCCCAGGCCUGUGCACUCCUGCUCUUGCCUGUAGAUUUAUGCUGGGAGAACACACACACACACACACACACACUCUCUCACACACACACACUCUC
Molecule: messenger RNA, 1295 nt
Organism: Onychomys torridus (southern grasshopper mouse)
Lineage: Eukaryota; Metazoa; Chordata; Mammalia; Rodentia; Cricetidae
Gene: Rab11b
Product: RAB11B, member RAS oncogene family
Exons: 4
Coding region: 16-699 (227 amino acids)
Biological process (GO): regulated exocytosis; constitutive secretory pathway
Cellular component (GO): recycling endosome
Molecular function (GO): GTPase activity; GTP binding
Source: RefSeq, a predicted model, not a curated record